CACCACCACCAUCUAUCAUCAUCAUAUCAUACACAUUGAAAGAGCAUAUAUAGCCAUGAUGAUGAGAUUACUCAUAAAUCUUCCAUUUUUGUUGAUUUUUGCAUGUUCAUUGCAGGCGCAGGCACAAGAUUCAUGUAGUUCUAACACAAAUCUUGUAAAUCUCAAAGACCAUAUUCGUUUUGAAACUUCUUCUCUCAUUUGCAACCCUGUUUGGACAUCUCAACAUUUCAUCCUCAGAUACUCUCAAGCAGGUCCUAGUUUAUGGAGCUUUGUCUUAUCGGCACCAAACACAAAUUCCUAUGUUGGAAUGGGGUUUUCACCCAAUGGCGCUAUGGUGGGGUCCAGCGCCGUCGUCGGUUGGGUGGCGAGUGGUGGUUUACCAAACAUGAAAAGGUAUUUCCUUGGUGGUAAAACCCCGAGCCAAGUGUUAGUUGAUCAAGGAGACCUACAGAUUCUAGAAAACACAUCAUCAGUUUUCUCGGAUUCGUCUCGGAUAUACAUGGCAUUUCAGUUGGUCAUUGACCAAGCAAGCCAACGACUUGUGUAUGCUGUAGGGGAUAACAACAGUCCGGCUCCAAGUGCGCCUAGUUUUCUCUUGACUCGACAUAGAAGUGAGAUUGCUGUUAGAUUGAAUUACGCCUUGGGUCAAGGUAGCCAAACUAAGGCCCCUUACUCGAAUUUGAAGAGAAGUCAUGGAAUCUUGAACAUGAUUGGAUGGGGCAUAUUGAUUCCUAUUGGCGCAAUGAUUGCUCGUUAUAUGAAACAUUUAGAUUCGUUGUGGUUUUAUAUGCAUACGGGGAUUCAGUCAUUGGGGUUUAUUCUCGGGUUAGCAGGCGUGAUUGCCGGAGUCGUGUUAAAUGAUCGGAUUGAUGCUGGUGUUGGAAAGCACAAAGGACUUGGAGUAACCAUUCUUGUUUUUGGUUUUCUUCAGGUUCUAGCUUUCUUGGCUCGUCCUUCUAUGGAUGCAAAAGCAAGAAAAUAUUGGAAUUGGUAUCACCACAAUGUAGGAAGACUUAUGAUAUUGUUUGCAAUUGUGAAUAUUUUCUAUGGAAUCCAUCUUGCUAAGGCCGAAAGCUCAUGGAAUGGUGGUUAUGGAUUUAUUCUUGCACUAUUUGUUAUAACCAUUCUCAUUUUAGAGUUUAGAAAGUUACGGGAGUGAAAAAUACAAAGUUUUUUUUUUCUUUUUGUUGUGUGUGUUUGAAAUAUAGAUACUUUACUCUCACUUGUGAGCAUUUGAACCAAUAGUCGUCAUUGUUUUUUGCUAUGUUAUAUGAUACUUCUCGUAAUACUAGGAUUUGAGAAAUAUAACUUUGUUGUUGUACAAAAUUAUUAUUAUUUUAUCUUAUGAUUAUAUGUUUCUUUC
Messenger RNA from Helianthus annuus (common sunflower), 1363 nucleotides. Its product is annotated as cytochrome b561 and DOMON domain-containing protein At3g07570. Lineage: Eukaryota; Viridiplantae; Streptophyta; Magnoliopsida; Asterales; Asteraceae. The transcript is spliced from 4 exons. The record is from RefSeq and is a predicted model, not a curated record. The coding region runs from base 56 to 1159 and encodes 367 amino acids.